CUGGCUGUACUGAAGAACUGCUGCUACAACAGUGAGCUCUCACUGCCGUGUGGUUCUCUCGCAGAAGCACGCACGUUUCGAGAUGGUUAUAUUGGCUUACUGGGAUAUUCGGGGGCUUGCUCAGCCCAUCCGUUUGCUUUUGGAAUACACAGGGACCCAGUAUGAGGAAAAAUUCUAUUCCUGUGGAGAAGCUCCCAAUUAUGACAAAAACUGUUGGUUUGAGGAGAAGGCCAAACUCAAAAUGGACUUCCCCAAUUUGCCUUAUCUUGAGGAUGGUGACAGGAAAAUUGUACAGAGCAAUGCAAUAAUGAGAUACAUUGCUCGAAAGCACAAUCUCUGUGGAGAAACGGAGGAUGAGAAGACCAGAGUGGACAUCCUAGAGAAUCAAGCAAUGGACUUCCGUAAUGGCUUUGUCCUGGUCUGCUAUGGAGAUUUUGAAAAUAAAAAGCAAGGUUACUUGGAGGCACUUCCAGGAGUUCUUAAGCAAUUCUCUGAGUUCUUGGGGGACAGGAAGUGGUUUGCUGGUGACAAGAUCACAUUUCCAGACUUUGUCAUGUAUGAGUUGUUGGACCAGCACCGCAUGUUUGAACCAAAGUGUUUGGAUAACUUUAAGAACAUCAGAGAUUUCCUGGACCGAUUUGAGGCACUUGAGAAAAUAGCAGCAUACAUGAAGUCAAGCAGGUUUAUGAAAACACCAGUUAACAACAAGAUGGCUAAGUGGGGGAACAAGAAGGAGUGAACACGCUGCCCUUUUUUUGUCUGUGCUUUUAAAGAACUACCCUAGGGUACCCUAGAUGACAUUAAAUAAAUUCUGACCUAAUUAUAUUGUAACCCCCCCCCCCGCCCACACACACAUUUUUAAAUGUAGCUGUGCAAACAGGACAAACUAUAAUUUUGAUAAUUCCACAUUUCAGUAAUAUAAUCACUUUAGGCCAAUUUUUGCACUAACAAAAAAAAGCUGGAAAGACAACUGCGGUAUUUAUAUUAAAAAUAGUUUGUAGUGGAAACUGGAAAGGUUUUAUAUGGGUUCUUAUGUAAUUGACACAUUCUGUUAAUUUGUCAGGCUUUUUUUUAUCUUCACAUGCAGAAUUGCAUUGGGCUCUGCACUUUUUGAUCCAGGAAAAGUUGAAGUUUUGUUCAUUCUCACAUUUUCCUGACCAUUUUGUUUAGAAAGAAUCAAAUGUCAAUUAAAACCUUUAUUUAGACAAUUUGCUACAAUAAACUUAAAUGAAAAGGUUGUCAUA
Messenger RNA from Electrophorus electricus (electric eel), 1244 nucleotides. Its product is annotated as glutathione S-transferase Mu 3-like. The record is from RefSeq and is a predicted model, not a curated record. Gene Ontology annotation, biological process: glutathione metabolic process. Gene Ontology annotation, molecular function: glutathione transferase activity. NCBI's taxonomy places the organism in Eukaryota, Metazoa, Chordata, Actinopteri, Gymnotiformes, Gymnotidae.